UUAUCUACUUGAGAGAGAGAGAGAGAGAGAGAGAGAGAGAGAGAUUGAAGGAGUAAAAUGGCAGCCUUGAACUGCCCAUUCCAGCCUACAAAUUACAAAGGAACAAAGAAAAUCCAUGCCACCCCUCUCAUAUCUUGCUCAAUGCAAUCGUCCCAAACCAAUAUCAAGGUGGUAAUCAAUGGUGCAGCCAAGGAAAUUGGGAGGGCUGCCAUAGUUGCAGUAACUAAAGCCAGAGGAAUGGAAGUAGCUGGUGCUGUGGAUUCUGUUCUUGUGGGAGAAGAUGCUGGGAAGGUGUGUAAUAUGGAGGAGCCUUUGGAAAUACCUAUCAUCAGUGAUUUGACCAUGGUUUUGGGUUCCAUCUCUCAGUCGAAAGCAGUUAGUGUGGUCAUCGAUUUCACCGACCCGACAACGGUUUAUGACAAUGUGAAACAGGCGACGGCCUUUGGCAUGCGGAGUGUUGUUUAUGUGCCGCGGAUUAGCGAUGAUACAGUGACAGCAUUAUCUGCAUUCUGUGAGAAGGCCAGCAUGGGCUGUCUUGUUGCGCCGACGCUCUCUGUUGGUUCUGUACUUCUUCAACAAGCCGCUAUUUCAGCCUCGUUCCACUACAAAAAUGUAGAGAUUGUUGAAUCAAGACCUAAUGCUUCGGACCUUCCAUCACCUGAUGCAAUCCAGAUCGCCAAUAACAUGUCUAAUCUUGGUCAGAUAUACAACAGAGAAGAUCUCUCGACAGAUGUUUUGGCAAGAGGUCAAGUGCUCGGUGAGGAUGGCAUACGGGUGCAUAGCUUGGUCCUUCCAGGGCUUCCCUCCAGUACGACCGUUCAUUUCUCUGGUCCGGGGGAGGUUUACUCCCUCCGACAUGACAUCACAGACGUGCAAUGUCUCAUGCCAGGCUUACUCCUUGCCAUUAGGAGGGUUGUCCGCCUCAAGGUAAUUGGCAUUCAAGAUUUCUCUUUAGUUCUUUUGGGCUUCUUGAAUUUCCUUGCCUCAGACUUGCUCAGACUGUAAAUUGUUUGCAGAAUCUGGUGUAUGGCUUGGAGAAGUUUCUAUAGGUGUUCUUGAAGCUCCUCUGCUCAAUAUAAAGCAAUAGACGAUUCUGCUUGCUCCGGCUGUACUUCAUAGAGGGAGUAUGUGCGUGUGUAAAUCCUCGCCAAUGUUGGAGGCAUUUUAUUGGCGGGAACUCUUCAUGGAACCUGUAAACAACAUUGUUGACAUAGAUUUUCCAUAUUGACAUCCAAUUCUUCAAAUCAUGGCGGCCAUGAUUUCCUUAUGAAUUUAGUUGGAUUAUGGUUUGUUGAA
Magnolia sinica is the source of this 1296-nucleotide messenger RNA. Its product is annotated as dihydrodipicolinate reductase-like protein CRR1, chloroplastic. Gene Ontology annotation, molecular function: 4-hydroxy-tetrahydrodipicolinate reductase activity. Gene Ontology annotation, cellular component: chloroplast stroma. The record is from RefSeq and is a predicted model, not a curated record. Bases 58 to 1005 code for a protein of 315 amino acids. Lineage: Eukaryota; Viridiplantae; Streptophyta; Magnoliopsida; Magnoliales; Magnoliaceae. The transcript is spliced from 9 exons.